AUGUCGGACCACUUUACUGCCGAGGAGAACAUGCAAAAGGUCAUGUCAACAACAGAGGACAUAGAGAUGCCAUCCAAUGAGUCACAACACAGCUCACGCAAUUCUGAGGAUCAACACUCAGAAUUCAACCAUGAGCCCAUCCAGGAGCGGUAUGGAAAUCCUUCAUACUCGCGGUUUUGUCGUGUGGCUUCAAAAACCAUUGUCUCUUUCGGGCAGAAUGACCCAGAAAAUCCCGUAAAUUGGGGAAAGAAGAGAAAGUUCUUAGUCCUCGCAUCUGGUGUCAUGCAGGUCAUGAACAGCACGAUUGGUUCAUCGAUCUGUAGCAACGCCAUCCCUCAAAUCGCCGAAGAAUUUCACAUCACAAACCAAGCAGCCCUUGUAUUACCAAUCUCCAUCUUCCUAAUCGGUUACAUCUUGGGACCUCUACUAUGGGGACCAAGCUCUGAGUACUUCGGCCGGAAGCCACCUUUGCUUAUAGCUUAUUGUGGCUUCAUGAUUUUCACACUAGCUUGCGCAGUGGCAGAUUCAUAUACCUCAUUGCUUAUCUUCAGAUUACUCAACGGUAUGGUGGCCUCGGCGCCUAUUGCCACUGUCGGUGGACUGUUUGCCGACGUACAUGACGAUCCCACGCUCAGAGGUCGCUUGAUGGCAUACUUCAUGGCCUGCACAACCUUUGGACCAAUCAUCGGACCCUGGGUAUCUGGAUUUGUUGCCGUCGUUAGCUGGCGGUGGUGUUUCUGGAUCGGCCUUAUUUGCUCAGGAGCGACUUUCCCGUUGGUCAUCUUCAUGCCUGAAACCUAUGGGCCCGUGAUACUGAAGCGUCGCGCGAAAAAACUUCGCAAAGAUACUGGUAACUCGAGCAUCGUGUCUCCAUUGGAUGUGGAGAGCCGCAACCUGCGAGAAAUGUUCCUCAUCACGAUCUCACGCCCUUUCCGCAUGAUUAUGCACGAGUACAUCGUUUCUUUGAGUUCUCUGUAUCUUGCGCUUGCAUACGCGAUUUUCUACCUUUACUUCGAGGCCUACCCUAUCAUUUUUCAAGGCAUCUACAAAAUGAGUCCUGGUGUCUCCGGUCUGAUGUUCUUGCCAAUUGGUAUUGGUGCCAUCCUUGCAUGCGGAGUUUUCUUGUGGUACGACGGCUACCUAGCACGAGCAAAAGCCCGCAACGCCGAAUGGGCCUUCAUCGAAGAAUACCGAAGACUCCCUCUCGCCUGCAUUGGAGGACCGCUCUACGUUAUUUCCUUGUUCUGGGUAGGAUGGACAUCCUCGCCAAAUAUUCACUGGGUGGUACCAUUUCUCUCCGGAAUUCCCUUCGGAAUGGGCUAUCUCCUAAUUUUCAUGGCCAUGCUCAACUAUCUUACGGACGCCUACGAAACUCUCUCUGCAAGUGCACAAUCCGCUGCAAGCUGCACGCGGAGUAUCCUAGGAGCCGUGAUUCCUCUGGCUGCCAAGCCAAUGUUCGACCGUCUCGGCGUGGCUUGGGCUUGCAGUCUUAUUGCAUUCCUCAGCCUGGCUGUCUCUGUUAUCCCCUUUGCCUUUAUCCGAUAUGGUGACCGGAUCAGAGCUAACAGCAAGUUCUGCCAGGAACUCAAGCGCCUUAAGCAGGUUGAACGACUGGAACUGGAACGAGAGGAGCGUCUUGCUAAUGGCUCUGAUGAACUCAAACCUGUUCCGUCGUGCAAUACCAGUCGUUCGAUAACGAGAAUCGAUACUGCCCGCAGCCACGCUGACAAGGCGUCGAUCAUUUGUUAG
Molecule: messenger RNA, 1749 nt
Organism: Penicillium antarcticum
Lineage: Eukaryota; Fungi; Ascomycota; Eurotiomycetes; Eurotiales; Aspergillaceae
Product: MFS transporter
Exons: 6
Coding region: 1-1749 (582 amino acids)
Biological process (GO): transmembrane transport
Molecular function (GO): transmembrane transporter activity
Source: RefSeq, a predicted model, not a curated record